This is a messenger RNA of Staurois parvus, 1077 nucleotides long. The record is from the annotation of a GenBank genome assembly. Lineage: Eukaryota; Metazoa; Chordata; Amphibia; Anura; Ranidae.
AUGCCAUUUGCCUAUCUUUUCACCGAGGCUGAAGGUUUUGCGGGAUCAAAAAAGGGAGUGAUGUCCAGAGUGUAUGAGACAUCUGUAGUUCUUCUGCUCCUCACACUCCUGGUGUUUGGCAUCGUAUGGGUGGCAUCUGCAAUUAUUGAUGAUGACUCAGCUGGAAGAGAAUCCCUCUAUGAUUUGUGGGAAUACUACCUACCAUACCUCUACUCAGGCAUCUCUCUGUUUGGAGUUCUUCUUCUGUUAUUGUGCACUCCGUUGGGCCUGUCCCGGAUGUUCUCUGUGACUGGGAAGCUAUUGGUCAAACCUCGGCUCCUGGAGAACUUGGAGGAGCAAAUGAGCUGUACUGCAUUUGAGGAAGCAGCCAUAUCCCGUAAAAUAUCCACAAAAGCUUCAUGCUGGCUAAAACUAAACAUGGAGGCUUUACAAAAGCGGCUUCUCACCAUCAAGAGUAACCGAAUUGCAUUAGAGAUGAGAAGGAAGGCCUCUCCAUGGCAGCGAAAUUUGGUUUAUCCUCUAGCCAUGCUGUUGCUCCUCGCACUCACAGGUAUCUCUGUACUGAUUGUGUGCUUCCAUGUCUUGGAACUUCUAAUUGAUGAAGCUGCCAUGCCAAAGGGGAUGCAGGAUUCAAGGCUUGGGAAGGUCUCUUUCUCGGUUUUUGGUCCUUUUGGAGCAGCUGUGCAAGUCAUCCUUAUAUUUUAUCUGAUGGCUGCUUCGGUGGUUGGGUUUUAUUCCUCUCCGUUGUUUGUAAGACUCCUUCCCCAGAAGCAUGACACAACUAUGACCAAAAUCAUUGGAAACUGUGUGUCCCUGCUUGUGCUAAGCUCUGCUCUCCCGGUCUUCUCAAGAACAUUAGGCAUCACCAGAUUUGAUCUGCUGGGUGACUUUGGACGAUUUAAUUGGCUUGGGAACUUUUACCUGAUAUUCUUGUAUAACAUUCUGUUUGCUGGACUCACCACACUCUGCUUGGUGAAGAAGUUUACCUGGGCUGUACAAGCUGAGCUCAUCCGCGCAUUUGGACUGGACAGGUUACCUCUGUCUGUAAAUAGGAUUCGCAGCCAAGGCAAGGCCUGA